AUGAAUUUUACAAAAAUUGUUUUUAAUUUUGCUAAAUAGAACUUUAGAAUUGUAGAAGCUGAAAAAUUAAUCUUUGAUAAAACGAAUAAAAGUCUAAUCUAUAGAUUGCACAAUGGUGAAAACUAAUUAUAAUGGUGCUUAAGAGGAUUAAGUUUUUUCACUGCAUUAAAUUGUAUUCUGGCUUCUUAAGAAUACAUUUAGCCAAUUUUUGGAGGAUGGAAUUGUGCCUCAUAUACUUUAUGCACAGUAGUAGGUUUUGCAGGUUUAAUUUUCUUAAAAAUAUUCUCAAAAAGAACAAUUCACGAACUAAGACUUUUGAAAACAGGUGAUUUUGUAGAGAUCAAAUACUUCAAUGCAUUUUGGACUCCAAGAAUCUAAACUGUUCAUGUUAGCGAGUUUGCAAAUCUCACAGAAUCCUAUUUUAAUUAUCAUAAAGUAGAUUUAACAAGUGUUGGCAAAGUUUGGAUAAAUAUUGAGAAGAAUGAGUUUGCAGAAUAGUUUUAAGACUAAAGUGUUUUAAUGUAAAUAUUAUCUGGAGUUCCCAUAAGGUUGGACUAAUCAAAAAAAAUAAAAAAAUAAAUUGUUUGA
Paramecium tetraurelia is the source of this 588-nucleotide messenger RNA. RefSeq lists its product as uncharacterized. NCBI's taxonomy places the organism in Eukaryota, Ciliophora, Oligohymenophorea, Peniculida, Parameciidae. The record is from RefSeq and is a predicted model, not a curated record. The transcript has 3 exons.